Rhopalosiphum padi (bird cherry-oat aphid) is the source of this 1048-nucleotide messenger RNA. RefSeq lists its product as uncharacterized. Lineage: Eukaryota; Metazoa; Arthropoda; Insecta; Hemiptera; Aphididae. The record is from RefSeq and is a predicted model, not a curated record. The coding region runs from base 48 to 983 and encodes 311 amino acids. The transcript has a single exon.
CAAGCUGAUACUUUUUGUCCUUGAAAUUAUCGAAAAAUACAGCUACAAUGGCGAACAACGAUAAUGGAAAUGUCGUCCCCAGCCUCUUGAAGUUUGCCUACCUCAAAUGUAACAAAGCCCAACAGAAUGAUUAUAAAAAUAUGGAAGUUCCGAAGAUCGACAUACAAAAGUGUUGUUUGUCGAUUUUUGAAAUAUUGAGACUUAACACGGCUGUUGGUUUCAACCCGCUGGGCGAUAGACAGUCCAUGUUUGCCAAAGUUUAUUCGCCUAGUAACGAUAAACUAAUUUUCAACAUAUGCGAGGAGGCCGCGUUUCACGGACAUAUAACAUGUUUAAAGUUUGCUCGCUCAAUCGGCGUCCCCUGGCACACUCCGUCCUCGUCCGUUCCUUCAGCGUGUGACUGGGCAGCGAGCAGGGGCCAUCUGUCUUGUCUAAAGUACGCAUGUGCAAAUGGAAGUCGGGUAGACACGAUGACGUGCUCGACAGCCGCUGGCUACGGCCAAUUGGACUGUUUAAGGUUUCUCCACGAACAAGGAUACGAGUGGGACGCAGAAACGUGUGUCAUGGCUGCGGGACAUGGACAACUAGAGUGCCUUAAAUAUGCUCACGAAAAUGGAUGCGAGUGGGACGAAAUCACGUGUAUGCAGUCUGCGUUGCAUGGAAAUCUGGACUGUCUAAAAUACGCACACGAAAAUGGUUGUCCGUGGAACGAAGACGUUUGUUAUCAUGCUGCGAUUAAUGGACAACUGCAGUGUUUGAUAUAUGCCCGAGAAAAUGGAUGCCCGUGGGACUCGGAAACGACUUAUCAUGCUGCGGCAAAUGGGCACCUGGAGUGUUUAAUGUAUGCACAUGAAAAUAAUUGCCCGUGGCACAUAUACGCGUGUAGUGCAGCUUUGGAUGGUAACCACGUCGAUUGUUUCAAAUAUGUACUUGAUUACGGAUGUCUUCCGGAUCAUACUGAUUGUAAUCAUUAUUCAACUUAAUAAAACUGUAUAUAUAUAUUAUUAUAUCCCAGCAAAAACACUUCGUCGAACUCCGUGUAAAAAAU